AGUUCUGCUCCGAGUUCUCUUCCCUUUCUUAACUCUCUCUCGCCUUUUCCUUUUCUCAUGGCGGUCAACGAGUUCAGAUAAUAUCAUCGAAACGCAUAGCCCAUAGCCUCGAAACGGCACGCAACUCUGUUCAGGUAUAGCCAAAGCGCAAGUCCUCGCUAGUCGCUUCUUCUCCAAGAGGAGGAGCAUGGGGAGGAUGGGAGGCAAUUCCAGGUCUCACUCUGCGAACCCCAGCGACUACAAGCUUCUGGAAGAGGUUGGCUAUGGCGCCAGUGCUACAGUGUACAGAGCGAUCUAUCUCCCUUUCAAUGAAGUCGUCGCUGUAAAAUGUUUGGAUCUCGAUCGCUGCGGCAGCAAUUUCGAAGAUAUACGGAGGGAGGCGCAAACGAUGAGCUUGAUAGAUCACCCAAAUGUUGUAAAGGCGUAUUGUUCAUUUGUUGUCGAGCGAAACCUUUGGGUGAUCAUGCCAUUCAUGGCAGAGGGUUCUUGUUUGCACCUCAUGAAAAUAGCAUAUCCGGAUGGGUUUGAGGAGUCUGCUAUCGGUUCUAUCCUUAAGGAAACCCUUAAGGCUCUGGUUUACCUUCAUAAACAAGGUCAUAUUCACCGAGAUGUUAAGGCGGGAAACAUACUACUUGAUACUAAUGGGGUGGUUAAACUUGCCGACUUUGGUGUUUCAGCUUGCUUGUUUGAUGCAGCUGAUAGGCAACGCUCAAGAAACACUUUCGUAGGAACGCCAUGCUGGAUGGCACCAGAGGUAUUGCAACCGGGAAGUGGAUACAAUUCCAAGGCUGACAUUUGGUCAUUUGGUAUAACGGCAUUGGAGUUGGCCCAUGGUCAUGCACCAUUUUCAAAGUACCCUCCAAUGAAGGUUCUCCUCAUGACCAUACAGAAUGCCCCUCCAGGACUUGAUUAUGAUCGUGAUAAAAAGUUCUCUAAGUCUUUUAAAGAAAUGGUUGCAAUGUGCUUGGUAAAAGAUCAAACAAAGAGACCAACAGCAGAGAAAUUAUUGAAACACUCCUUUUUCAAGAAUGCAAAACCUCCAGAGCUUUCUAUAAAGAAAUUGUUUACAGACUUGCCACCACUUUGGAAUCGUGUAAAAGCACUCCAGCUUAAAGAUGCAGCACAACUGGCUUUGAAGAAAAUGCCUUCAGCAGAGCAAGAGGCAAUAUCACAGAGUGAGUACCAGCGAGGAGUCAGCGCCUGGAACUUUGAUGUUGAGGAUUUAAAAGCCCAAGCAUCCCUGGUGCGAGAUGAUGAUGAUAUUCCAGAAAUGAUGGAAGAAGAUGAAAAGUUGAAAUCCGUUAGUUAUAAGCAUGAAGCAACUGGUUGCCAAUCCAGUUUGGGGAAGUUGAACGAAAAUAGUGAACCAUAUUGGACGGAAUACAAAGAAGUAAAUGAUUAUGAGGCACAACAGGUUGAAAGCUUGAACAAAAAAGGCAAGGUUCUUGAAAGUAAUAUACUGGAAUCUGGUGGCCAGCAGAAAACAGCCUGGAAGAAAAAUGGAUCAAGCUCUGAGGCAACAGCAUCUACAUCAGAAAAAGACAUGGUACAGGCCAAGAAUAAAAAUCUAUCGGUGAAAAGUCGUCAAACGCAGAGUGGCCCACUCACACCGGGUGCUGUGCUCAGUCAUUCAUUAUCAGAAAGGGCUCGCAUCUUUGAAAGGAGUGAGAAUGAAAAUCAACCGGCAAUUGAUAAAGCUAAAUGUGAAGUACGACGAACACCAAGCUUUAGUGGUCCACUGAUGCUUCCAAAUCGAGCUUCGGCAAACAGUUUAUCAGCUCCUAUAAAAUCUUCUGGAGGUUUCAGAGAUUCUUUGGAUGACAAGUCAAAGGCUAAUUUGGUGCAAAUUAAGGGGAGGUUUUCAGUGACGUCAGAAAAUUUAGAUCUUGUAAAGGAUAUUCCAUCAAGUACAAUACCUCGUCGAUCUUCACAGGGAUCACCUCUAAAAAAGUCAGCAAGCGUUGGUGAUUGGGUAUUUGAAUCCAGGCAAAUGCCUACCACUCCAUCUGCCAAGGAGUUGAACAACAGCAACAUACCUGCAUCACUUCUCUUGCCUCACCUUCAGAAUCUUUUUCAGCAGACCUCGAUUCAACAGGAUAUAAUUAUGAAUUUACUGAGCACCUUGCAACCAGCUGAGGCAGUAGAAGGUACUCAAAAUGGAAAGUUGCCUCCACUGCCCCGCAGUUCUGAGACCAAUGGAAGUGUCGAAGCUGCAGUUUCUGAGAGGGAGCGUUUAUUGCUCCUCAAGGUCUCUGAGCUUCAAGCUAGGAUGAACAACUUGAGUGAUGAACUGACUGCUGAAAAGACGAGACACAUUCAAUUGCAGCAACAGCUGAAUGCUGUAUCUGGGCAGGAAGAAAAUGGGGACGGAAGAUAAGGGGUGCCUGAAAACCUGAAGUUGUGAUUAGUGUAAAGUGAAUCCAUGUACAUCCGGCCAAUGAGCGGUAGAUCGUGUCGAAUGUGUUCUAUCCAACAAAUUUUUUUUCUCUAUGCUGAACGGGAAUUGUUCAUUGGCUGCCGGUAAAAGUAGAUGCAUGGAGAAGGUAACAAUUUGAUGUUCCUGAAUCUCUUCUCCCAGUGUACCUAAUAAGUUCCCUCACGGAUUUCGGCCACUUCAGAAUUCAGACAAGUAAUAAUCGAGCUUAUGGAUUCAUCCGGAUGUGAUUUGUCCUGUUCAAAAAUGGAAAAUAGGUGCUUCUCUGUAGCGAUCUAACUCCUGGACUGGUGGUCAAAUUGGUUCUACAGUUAUAUACAUAUAUAAUAGGGGUGUAUUUUAUAUUUAUAAGGUUAAAACAGACAUUGUGGCAUCAUUAUUUUUGUCAAAAUGGAUUUAUGAGCUUGUAUAUGAUGGCGGUAGAACGUAAUGCUGUUUAUUAUUUCAUUUAUACUAAUUGUGCUAUUCCUAUUCA
Molecule: messenger RNA, 2909 nt
Organism: Prunus mume (Japanese apricot)
Lineage: Eukaryota; Viridiplantae; Streptophyta; Magnoliopsida; Rosales; Rosaceae
Product: serine/threonine-protein kinase BLUS1-like
Biological process (GO): protein phosphorylation
Molecular function (GO): protein serine/threonine kinase activator activity; protein kinase activity; ATP binding
Source: RefSeq, a predicted model, not a curated record